Messenger RNA from Exophiala oligosperma, 1546 nucleotides. RefSeq lists its product as uncharacterized. Gene Ontology annotation, biological process: mRNA splicing, via spliceosome. Bases 134 to 1291 code for a protein of 385 amino acids. The record is from RefSeq and is a predicted model, not a curated record. The transcript has 2 exons. Gene Ontology annotation, cellular component: spliceosomal complex. Lineage: Eukaryota; Fungi; Ascomycota; Eurotiomycetes; Chaetothyriales; Herpotrichiellaceae.
CAAACAGACCACACUGGCAAGUACACAAUUCGAUCUGGGUCUUUGAAAUCCCUUGUCGGACUUCGUUCAUUCCCAUAUUUGAUGGGAAAUCAGACCUCCUCUAUUUUUUAGUGAUCGGAAUCUGUACAACAACAUGGAAGAAGUCGCGGUUUUCCGAUCUACAAAGCGUAGAAAAAUCAGCCGGCCUCGUCAUCAUCAAGAGUCUCCAGCGCGGGAUGCCGAUCAAGCUUCAUCCACCGACCAGCUGGGAGGGCCAGCAGCCGCAGUCGAAAACAGCACCACGGAGGUCUCAGCAGAACCCGAUGAAGUCCAUGUGUCAAACUUGGUACGCGCAAGGAAGAACUAUCGAACUCGCGCCGGUGGUGUACACUUUUCGACUGCAGAUGCGUCUUCAGAUCACGACCUGAAACAAAUUGAGGCAGCAGCUAUGGUCCGAAGCGACGGCCAGGUUCCUGAAAAGCGCAUAGAUAUCUCCGACCGGUUUACCAGCGGUACGGGCCAGGUAGUGAACGAUGAUCAUCACAUGAUUGCAUACAUAGAUUCGGAAAUGGCUAAACGACGCAAUCUUGCUGGUGCUACUGCAGCACCAACCAUGAACGACACACCGCAAGCACAAUCCCACGAGGAUUUCACAAAGCCUAAGCCGGUAUCAGCGUCUGACAAGAACCCAGUUGCUACUCCGCAGCAAACGGUAUCUCUCAGCGGUCGGCCUGCUGCCCGGCAACUUGCAGAAGUCGAUCUUGGGUCUUCUGUCCACGACGGGAAUCUCGCACGUACGCAAGCGGCACUGGAAAGGGCCAAACUGGGCCUGCCUCCCGUCGAAGACGAGAUCAAGCCGCCAAAGCCGCGCAAGCCACGACUCGGCCGUGACGGCAAACCGUUCAGACCUCGGCCCCGGAAGCGGCGGAACAGCGAGGACCUCGCCCGUGAUGCCCUCGUGGAACAGUUGAUGCGGGAGAACAAACUCGACAUUUACGCCGCGAAUGAGUUGGUGAGAGAGCGGGAACGACAGGCCGGAGGAGCGGAGAGCGGAGGCGACGACCACCACUCGGGCGAGAGUGACGCCGAUGAACGAAUGGCAGAACAGUUCCGGCAGGACUUCAUGGACGCAAUGGCCGAGAGGAGACAGAGGGCCAGGGCCAAGGCACAAUCAAAAUCGACUUCCGGUGCUCCAACAGAGUCCAGAGGUCCGAAGCUGGGAGGCAGUAGAAGUGCGAGGGCGAAGAUGCACCAGCAGCAACAGCAGCAACAGCAGCAACAGCACCAGUCAGGUGCGCCUGGAAAGAAGUGAUUAGCCCAAAAAAGCCUUUGUGCACAGCGAUGGAACUUUGACCGAGUACACUGUCAUAGGUUUCCAAGGAAAGGGGACAUGAAGCAGCAGUGCUGGGAUUUGCACUUUUGAAUAUAGGACAUUUGAGUGUUUGAGUGGGUUCGAUCCUCGCCUCGUGAGCACUCAAUCAAUCAACAUGACCUCAGAGCCUCGAGGCUGGGAACAUCACCACCUAACUAGGCAUAUUCGAUCCUCAAUAUCAAACAAGAUCAUGAU